This is a messenger RNA of Coffea arabica (coffee), 651 nucleotides long. Lineage: Eukaryota; Viridiplantae; Streptophyta; Magnoliopsida; Gentianales; Rubiaceae. The record is from RefSeq and is a predicted model, not a curated record.
AUGGAAGAUGUCUUUGAAAUGACUGAUAUUGGUAUGAUGUCAUUCUUUCUUGGUAUGGAGAUACAACAGAAGCAAAAUGAAGUGUUUAUAUGCCAGCAAAAGUAUGCAAAGGAGGUCUUGAAAAAAUUUAACAUGGAAGGAUGCAAAUCAACUGCGACUCCAAUGAAUCAAAAGGAGAAGUUUUGCAAAGAAGAUGGAGCUGAAAAAGUUGAUGAAGAGCUGUAUAGAAGCUUAAUAGGUUGUUUAAUGUAUUUGACUGCAACCAGGCCAGAUAUCAAGCAGGUAGUGAGUUUGUUGUCAAGAUACAUGCACUGUGCUUGUGAAAUUCAUUUUCAAGCAGCAAAAAGGAUUUUGAGAUACGUUAAAGGUACUGUUGAUUAUGGAAUAAGGUUCAGUCAAGUUAACAACUUCAAUUUUCCUGCUUUUUCUGAUAGUGAUUGGGCUGGAUGUGCUGAUGAUAUGAGGAGCACCUCAAGUUACUAUUUUACUUUUGGGUCUGGAAUCUUUUCAUGGUGUUCAAAGAAGCAGGAUGUCAUAGCUCAAUCCACUGCAGAAGCAGAAUAUGUAGCUGCCGCUGCUGCUGUGAAUCAAGCACUUUGGAUAAGAAAAUUCAUGACUGAUCUACACAUGAAACAGGAAGAUUGCACUUAG